This is a messenger RNA of Sinocyclocheilus grahami, 2752 nucleotides long. RefSeq names its product phosphatidylinositol 4-phosphate 5-kinase type-1 gamma-like. The record is from RefSeq and is a predicted model, not a curated record. Gene Ontology annotation, biological process: phosphatidylinositol phosphate biosynthetic process. Gene Ontology annotation, cellular component: plasma membrane. The transcript has 18 exons. NCBI's taxonomy places the organism in Eukaryota, Metazoa, Chordata, Actinopteri, Cypriniformes, Cyprinidae. Gene Ontology annotation, molecular function: 1-phosphatidylinositol-4-phosphate 5-kinase activity. Bases 197 to 2242 code for a protein of 681 amino acids.
UCCCUAUCAUGUGCAUGACAGCUCAGAGGAGAGCAGGAGGACCACGACGCGCAGGGACAGUCCUCAAUCUCCCACCUUAUUUUUGUCAGCUAGUAACAUUCAUAUACACUGAGAGGAAAAGCUGUGUAUGUUUUGAAAUAUUGGCGAGCAUCGGUUGACAGCGCUCUCGCUCGGAGGAUUCAUCCCGGGAUAUUGAAUGGAAGCGGCGGCUGAAGGGGCGGCCAGCCUGUCUGAGGCCGGGGAUGGGAGUCCGUUAUCCGGGGCAGCAGCAUCCGAGGACGCGGGGACGGGGGACGGCAUGGACUGGGACUCUACAUCGAAAAAGGCUUUCAUAACAGAGAUGCCUUCAUCGUCAGGCCAGCCAGCCCAUGGGAAGAAGAUUGGACACAGAGGAGUGGACGCUUCUGGAGAAACCACGUAUAAGAAGACCACAUCUUCAGCACUCAAGGGGGCCAUUCAGCUAGGGAUUGGCUACACGGUUGGCAACUUGAGUUCCAAGCCUGAGCGGGAUGUCCUCAUGCAGGAUUUCUAUGUGGUGGAGAGCAUCUUCUUUCCCAGUGAAGGGAGCAACUUGACGCCAGCCCAUCAUUUCCCAGACUUCCGUUUCAAAACCUAUGCUCCCGUCGCCUUUCGUUACUUCAGAGAGCUCUUCGGGAUACGGCCGGAUGACUAUUUGUAUUCGCUCUGUAACGAACCACUGAUCGAGUUGUCCAAUCCUGGAGCCAGUGGCUCAGUCUUUUACGUCACGAAGGAUGAUGAGUUCAUCAUUAAGACAGUCUUGCACAAGGAGGCAGAGUUUUUGCAGAAGCUUCUUCCUGGAUAUUACAUGAACUUGAAUCAGAAUCCUCGCACCUUAUUGCCCAAGUUCUUCGGGCUGUACUGCAUACAAUCAGGUGGGAAGAACAUUCGGAUGGUGGUCAUGAACAAUGUUCUGCCCAGGGUGGUGCGCAUGCACCUCAAAUACGACCUGAAGGGGUCCACGUACAAGCGACGGGCCUCUAAAAAAGAGCGGGAAAAGGCGAAGCCCACUUUCAAAGACCUUGAUUUCAUGCAGGACAUACAAGAGGGUCUCAUGCUGGACACAGACACGUACAGUGCCCUGGUCAAGACGUUACAGAGAGACUGUUUGGUCUUGGAAAGCUUUAAGAUUAUGGAUUAUAGUUUGCUGCUGGGAGUUCACAACAUCGAUCAGGCGGAGAAAGAGCAGCAGAUGGAGGGAUCUCAGGGCAACAGUGAUGAAAAGAGGCCGCUGGCACAGAAAGCGCUCUACUCCACUGCCAUGGAGUCCAUUCAGGGAGCGUCGGCCUGUGGAGAAGAGAUUGACACUGAGGACACGAUGGGCGGUAUUCCUGCAGUCAAUGGAAAAGGAGAGCGUCUGUUACUCUACAUUGGAAUAAUCGACAUCUUGCAGUCUUACAGGUUAAUAAAGAAAUUGGAGCAUACGUGGAAGGCUCUAGUCCAUGAUGGGGACACAGUGUCUGUUCACAGACCGUCUUUCUAUGCAGACAGGUUCUUCAGAUUCAUGAGCACUACUGUAUUCAGAAAGACUUCCUCACUGAAAUCCUCUCCGUCAAAGAGGGGUCGUGGGGGUCUGGCUGCAGCCAAAUACAGCGGUCCCGGGGCGGCUUGGUCGGCCAGCCAGCUGCCAUUUGUAAGAGACGAAAACAUCUACGACUUGAGAGGAGCCCGAAGCUUUCCCACGCUGGAAGACGAUGGUCGGGCAGAUGUACUUCCCUGCACCCCUCCCUCGUUUGAGGAGGCCACCACAGCCUCCAUCGCCACCACGCUCUCCUCCACCACCUCCCUUUCCAUCCCAGAACGCUCCCCGUCGGACACCUCUGAACACCCGCGCUACAGGAGACACACCCAGUCCAGCCAUGAAGAAACAAUGCAGGAUGAGGACCAGCAAACCAUCACAGUGGAGGUGGAAGUGGAGGGACGAUAUGACAGUGAACCCACCCUCGCGGCUCCCCAGGUAUCGCCGGAGAUCAGUGAAGCUGCAGGGACGUUUCUAGAAGCCUCGUCCUCCUCCGUCCCGGCGAGCCCCAGGAUAGUGGUAGAAUCUGACGGCGGCAGUCAGGCCUCAGGCUGUACAAGCCGAGCCUCUGUGGAUGAGGAUGAGGAUGUGCCAAUUACAGACAUUUAUUUUCCUCCAGAAGACAAGAGCUGGGUAUAUUCUCCUCUGCACUUCAGCUCAGGGCCUAAAACCCUGCCAGAGGAUGAAGGGGAGAGUGAAACAUAAUCAGACCUCGGGAAAGAGGGGCAGCUACAAAGGUUCGGAAUCUUCAGAUGUCCGGAAGCUCUACUGGUCGGACUUUUUCGCAACUUAAGCAUUUUCAUCGUCCUUUCACCCAUUCCAUAACACCAAGCAAGUAGUAAUACCAAUGUCCAGACUUAUUUAUGAGUAAUAAUGAAAAUAUUUAUGUUUAAUUAUUUUUUGAUUGUUUUGUUUCAUUUAUUGGCUAAUUUACAUACUGUGAACGUAUUUUCCGAUUUGAGCUCUGGGACUCAAGACUUUUCCCAAGAGUGGGUUGUAGGUUAUUAUUUAAAAAAAAUUUUUAGGGGAUUAUUUUUAGUUGUUAAUGCGGCUUGGUUAUCAGGUAGCAUUGUUUGUUUCGUAACUUUUGAAAAAUUAAAGUUCUGUCGCAGACCUUCGAUAUACACAAACAUGGUUUGCUUUAUUUUUAUUGGUUCUUCAAAAAAAUUUUAAGCCAGCAAUAGUGUUCAGUGUUUCAGAGUUAUGAAUUUCCAA